Molecule: messenger RNA, 6762 nt
Organism: Cygnus olor (mute swan)
Lineage: Eukaryota; Metazoa; Chordata; Aves; Anseriformes; Anatidae
Gene: IRAG1
Product: inositol 1,4,5-triphosphate receptor associated 1
Exons: 29
Coding region: 1167-3566 (799 amino acids)
Source: RefSeq, a predicted model, not a curated record
UCGCGGGCGCCCCUCAGCGAGCGGCGGGGCCCGGGCCCCCUGCUCGCGGCGCCUCCCGCCGCUCUCCGAUGGGCACCGACCCCUUACGUGGGAGCGGCCCCUUCAGGACGCCGUGAGGGCGCAAUGGGGGCUUGCGGGCAGCAGGCAGUCUCCUUCUCUCCAGAUACACAGAAAGCAAUAAAUCACUACCAGACCUCAGAUCGGAAGAGAACCAGUAACAGUUACCAGCCAGAAGCAAAUCCUAUUUUGAGAUCCAACAUAUUUCAGUGCAUUCCUCUGAGGGUACUUUCUUGCUCAGAUUCUGAAGGUGUAUGCUUGCACAUCAUUGCCACUAAUAAAGCUGCUGGUGGAACUUAACCAAGAAUCCUGUUGAUUCAGGAGCCAGUAAAGAAAUUCCCAGAACUAUGUUGUUUCUGCAAGGCAUUUGAGGUCAUCUGCCAAGCUAUCAGUGGAGAUGGAGUAAAGCACCUUUAAGCCUUUGCUAACGCGGUGCUCAGCUGUGACUCAGAGGGUGCAGAAGGCUUGUGCAGACUAAUGUUCUAGAACUUCACCCAUGUCUCUUGUUCUUGUGACAUGCGCCACCAAGGAAUCGAAUGAUUUAUUUAUGAGGACUGUUCCUUAACUGUCCGCCAGUGGAUCACAAGGCCUCUCAGUGCUUAUGCCUUCAGGCUAACUUGAAACAGUCUCAUUGUCAGCAGUGUGUGGUUGUAUUAGUCCACGUUGCGGUUCAACGUACUUCACACCGUCCACCAUGCCAACCCUACCUGAAGACAAGGAUCAAUCAAAGGUGGCACAACACAACAGUUCUCCACCUGCCAAGGAAUUUGUAAAAUAACAUCUAGUGCCUUGCUGUAUAUCGGUGGGUUUUGAUUAACUGAUGAAGCUAUGAAUGAUCUUUCAGUUGCUCUCUCAGAAUUUUGUGAAAACAUCCGCUACUUCAGCAUCGUUGGAAAAUAUUGUCAGCAGUGAACUCUACACUGAUUUGUCAUGCAUUCCAUCCAAAUUGCACAUUGUGCUGAGUGUUAGUUUCCUGGCUUGAGAUAAACAAGAUGGAUACAAGUUUAUCAGACUUCUAGCUGAGAAGAAACGAAUAAGUCAAGAAGGACACUACUGUUGAAGGAACAACAUGCAGUACACCUUCAAUUGUUCUUCCAGAGAAUGCAGUUAUGCCUGAUGUAGAAAUCGAUAAAAAUCUGGUUAACAGACCUCGUAGUCCUCAUAGAAGACAUUCUAACCGUGCCACUAGGAAUUCAACAAGUUCAUUGACUUCUGUUGACAACAGUGGUCACGUGAUUGAUUUGGUAAAUGAUCAGCUGCCAGAUGUCAGAAUAUCAGAGGAAGACAAAAAGAAGAACCUUGAAUUACUAGAAGAAGCAAAGAAAGUGAGCGAGAGGUUUCUAAUGCGCAGAGGCAGAAAAUCAAGAAGUAGCCUCCCUGAAUCACCCACAGCAGUUUCCCCUACACUUAGUCCGAAAGUUUCACCAGUAGCAUCUCGGAGCAACUCUCUCACUCUUCCUGUUCCAUCAGGAUCUGAUGCACGCGAAACUACUAGCGUCGAGUCAGUAUCACCAGGGCCGAAUAACAGAACUGUGAAAGAAGAUGAGAGGCAAACUGCAGAGAAUGCUGCUAAAGGAUUAACGGAUCGAAGGCCAAAUGAUCAAAGGAAGAUUUCUCAGGGAAGGUUGGUUCCACGUUCUGCUGGUUUUGAAAACUCCAAAGAAAAACUGUCAGAACAAAAAGAAAACUUUGAUCCGCGUAAACAUAUAGAUACUUUGCCCAAAUGCUCCCCUUCAGGCAGUGAUGGUGGCAGAAUGUCUCUUAACACUUGCAUGAAUGUUUGUGAAAAUGAACUUGCAAAAUCAUUCCUCAAGAAAGCAAAAGAAAAUGAUGCUCCUUUAAGAACCUAUUUACCAGGAAUAGGAAAUACAGACCCCAAACUAAAAAUUCCUGUUCCAGAAAUGAGGGACCAUAAAGUUUCUUGUAAACCAGAAUUUAAACUAUGUGGGCUGCGUCCUCCUCUACUACGAGCUGUAUCGUGGGAUAGCUUGGAGCCUGGACAAAAAGAUAAAACACCUUUAAAACUACCAUCUGAGGAAGAAAAAAGCUUUGGUGGUAAUAAAUCCAGCAAUCAAUUUAAAGCAUUCAAAGACCUCCAAAUCCAAGUUCAGCCUGUUCGAAUGCAGAAAUUGACAAAGCUCAGAGAGGAGCAUAUUUUGCUGAGAAAUCAAAAUUUAGUUGGACUUAAACUUCCUGAACUUAGUGAAGCAGCUGAACAGGAAAAAGGCCCUUCACCUCUCCCCUCUCCCACUGAAGAGGAAGAGACAAAGAAUAGCUCUGAUGUCAUGCCCAGCAUUCCUGAUGUAUUGCUGCGAAAACUACGUGUGCACAAAUCUCUUCCAGGAAGCUCCCCUCCGCUUACUGAAAAAGAAGUUGAGAAUGUAUUUGUACAGCUUUCCUUGGCCUUUAGAAAUGAUAGUUAUACCUUGGAAUCUAGAAUUAAUCAAGCAGAGAGAGAGAGAAAUCUUACUGAAGAGAAUGCUGAGAAGGAACUGGAAAACUUUAAGGCAGCCAUUACGUCUUCAGCUCAUUUAUGGCAUCACUAUGAACACAGAGAAGCUUACCAGAAGCUAUUGGAGGAUAUUGCUGUUCUGCGGCGUUUAGCUGCUAGGCUAUCUAGUCGUGCUGAAAUGGUUGGAGCUGUUCGCCAGGAGAAGCGUAUGUCAAAGGCAACAGAGGUAAUGAUGCAGUAUGUGGAAAAUCUAAAAAGAACAUAUGAAAAGGAUCAUGCUGAGCUAAUGGAGUUUAAGAAACUUGCCAAUCAGAAUUCUAGCAGAAGCUAUGGUGCAUCUGAAGAUGGAGUACCUCGUUCAUCUAGAUCCAUGUCUCUUACUGUUGGAAAGAAUAUGCCUCGGAGGCGAGUCAGUGUUGCAGUUGUUCCUAAAUUUAACUCCUUGAACAUUCCUGGUCAGUCACCAACAGCUUCACCUAUACCUUCAAUGCCAUCCCUAUCUGAAUCACCAGGCAAUGGAAGGAGCAAUAUAACAUCUACUCCUGUUCUGCCAGCACUUCUAGAGAAUGGAAAGACUAAUGGAGAGCCUGAUUGUGAAACCUCAACUUCUGCACUAACACAGAGUGGGUUGGAUGAGAUCAAUCCUGAAACUAAAGCCAAGAUAGAAGAGGAAGCAUAUAACAAAGGCUAUCAGGAAGGCUUAAAGAAAACCAAAGAACUUCAGGAGCUGAAGGAAGAAGAUGAAGAGACACCAAAAGAAAGUCAUGAUGAGCAUGAAGAAAGUGAAAAUGAUGAGAUAAAAAAACUGAAAAGCAGCAGACUUGAAGUCAUCAUUAAUUAUUUAUAUAUUCUGUACCCCAAACUGUGUAAACACUGGAAUGUGGUAUGGCUUGUAGUGGCUGCGAUAAUCAUUUUUGCUGUGGUGUUGGGAAUUUACCAUUCAUACAACUCCUGUGACGAAAUAUCAGAGGGACCUGAAGGCAAAGCCAGCUGUUCUGCUGUUCAUCAAUAUUCAUGGUGGAACUCAGGAUUCCAACAUGAGCAACACACUGAAUAAUAAACGAACAACAUGUAUUUAUGAUACCAGAGAAAGCACAGUAUUAGAACACAGUUGUUAAAGGUAGUGCUUAGUCAUCUUUAUGGUUAGUAUAUGUCAUCUGUUGCACAAGUGAAUUAUUUCACCCCAAAGUUUGGGGAUACGUUAUGAACAUAGCUUGCCAAAAUGAUAAUUUGGUAAAGAAUUAUGUUUGUCUUCUUACUGUAAAUGACUGAUGUGAUUAAAGUAAUAUUGAAUCAUGAUAAGGUUGUGGCAGUAAUCAGCAACCAGCAAGGAAAACUUGCACAAGAUGUUGACAUCUCUCCUAUGGUUUUGAAGAAAAAUCAUUAAAACUAUAUUUGCAGUUAGUGCUUUACUUUACAAUUCCUGAAUUUGUGUUUUGGUCAGGUUUUGUUGUCGUUGUUGUUCAAGUAUUAAUGGCAUUUAAUUCCUUCGCAUUUUAAAAGUCUAAUGUUUUUAUUCAUUACAAUUGGGUGGAAAUAGAAGGCCUUCUAUGUCAUGUUAAAAUUAUCAGACCACAUGCCUUGCUGAUACAGUAAUUUCAUAAGAGGAAUUAUCUGUAUGGUUAUUUAAAUGGAAUACUAAGUACCUCUUAUGACAUACUUUAAGAAUGGGACCACCUCUUUUUUUGAGUAGGAUAUACAACAAAACCUAAAAUGAGGUCUAGGUAGUACAGUUGAUAUUGUCCAAUGGAUCUUGGAACUUCUGAGGUAUCACAGACAUGCUUUGUAACAAAUUUUGCUACUUAUCUGAAUAACUGUGUGGUUUAUGCCACUCAGUCACUAAACAUUACAGCAAAAAGUAAUUGUUCAGACAAUUAGAUGUGUUGCUGAAGUCCAAUAUACAUCAGUCUUGGAUAUGGAAAACAUGUCCAAUCCCUCAAAAAAGAAAAAAAAAAUCUUCAAACCUGUCUGUAAUCACAGAUAAGGAUAAUUACAGUAAAUGAACCUAUUGCUAAUAUUAUAAAUGGAUGUCAUUUGAGAUCUGCAGUAGGAACAUAGUUCUGUACACUGCCAAACCAUACAGGUGCCUAUAUGAGUGAGGACAUGAAAGUAGUGAUGACCAUAGAGGUCACUGCAUGUUUUAGUAGUUAAUUUUCAGAAUCUUAUGCCUAGUAUAUAACUACUUUGAUAAACUUUCAAAGCUAAACUACCAGGUCAUGGCAGAUUAAUCUUUGCCCAGAUUUUUCAACAGAUUUUUCAACAGUUUUGCCUGUUUGGGAGUUGUGAGUUGCUACCGAGGAAUAUGAAAACCUGCAAUUUUUAGACAUAAGCAGUUUCAAAAGGGUGAAACCAUUAUCCUAAAAAAGAAAUUCAUGCCUAGGACUGAGACCAAAAUGUAUGUCACUCAAGGUAUACCAUAUGUACCUGUCGAACACCACUUCUGAUUGAAGAUGAACUAUGUUUGUCUUCAAUAGCUGUAUGCUUGAAUCUAACCACAAUAUCAAAAUCAGUGUGGCACUUAAUUGCACUCUUGUGUCUUUAAUUCUUUUGGCAUGUUCUGACUAACAGGUCUGUUUUACGGACAAAUAAGAACAUUAUAAAGUACUGUAAUUUCAGCUCAGAUGCAGAUAAUGUAGGCUUAUUUUCUUUUAGUGUAAACACUGAAACUCAAGCUAACCAUCACAGAAAACAGGUUUCUAAUGCAAUCAGAAAUUUAAUUCAUGUGUCUGGCGCUAGUAACAAAUGUCCUGCUGGUGAAUUUUGGUUUUUGCAUCUCUAGCUACAUCUUUGUUAAAAUAAAAAUACAUGGAGAAAGGAGGGGGGGAAAAAAAAGUAGACCAUUACCAACUUUGGGGGGAAAAGUAAGUAAAUCCAUAAGCAGUUGGUAGAUUUUUUUUUUAAAAUUAUUAUUUUAUUUUGUGUGUGUUUGUGUGUGUAUAUGUAUAUAUACAUUUUUGUUUUGUUUUGAGGAGUAGAGUAGAGCGUUUAAGGAAGUUCAAAAAGGAUAAUGGGAAAGUGUCAUUUGGUCUGAUAUUGUAAUUGCUAAAGAAUAAGACCAAAGAGAGUUUCUUGCAAAUUACUUGGUAUAUGUUUAGAGCAUCUAACUGUUAAGAACUACUGUGACAUUUCAUGUACUUCUAUUAUUUAAAGAAACUUGUCAGUGGCUCUUUCAAUACUUGUUUAUUAGAACCAGCUUCCUUAACUUAAAAAUCUUUAGAAAUAGUGUUGGUAACAUAAUAAGACAAUAAAAAUUCUGGGUAAAUAGUCCUGAAGAUUCAGAAUCUACUAUGCCAAAAAUUAUGGCACAUACUUGAUUGUGAUAGUGGAUAUGUUAGUGUACUGAGGAAAAAUUGUUAACAAUUGAAUUGUCUCUAUUUGAAUUAAUUUGCUCUUAUUCACCUCUGCACUGAUAACUGAUCCAACACCCUAUUUUAAGUACAUGUAGAAAGUUAUUGAUAUCAAUAAGACUCUACAACUGCUUAAUGUUAGGCAUGUGCAAAGUUUCUGUUGGUCAGUGUGUGACCAGGGUCUUCAUUCUCUUUUGGAAUUCUGUACAAGGGCAAAUUUCCGUAAGUAGUUGUACUGAUUAGAACUGAAUUACUUGCAUGUCUAAGGCGAGUGUAAUUUAGCCACAAAGUUAUUAAUUGUUACGGGGUAUGGACAGAAAGAGGCAAGGGAUUUCAAUGGAGAUUAAAAGAUGAAGAUUAAGUUGAUGAAAAUAUAUAUAUAUUUUUGUUAUACCUGCUUGGAGAAAACUGUCCACUAAAAAUAACAGAUCACGGUGACUAACAGCACAUUAAAUAUUUUUGCUUACAUUUUCCAGUUAAUUAAUGAAGACACCUUUUUUGAUAGAAAAUUAGGUUGAGAUCAAAACCUAUUCUAGAUGUAGCUUUAUCUGUUGGAUAUUAAUUUUCUUUAUCUGUUUAAAAAAACAGCAACACGUUUAAAAAAAACAAACUUCUGUGUUCAAAGAUCACAUCAGAUAAGAAGAAAUAGAUUUAUUAUUUAUGCUAUUAAUAUUGAAAUAGUUUUCUUGAGGUGCAAUAUUUAUUUUUUUUUGUUUUAACAAGACACAUUUUAUUGUUUCUCCUGCACAGCACAGAUGUUUCUAGUAAGAGGAAUUUUAAAAGAACACUAUUUUUGUGUAUCAUAUUUAUAUUUGUAGCAUUGUAAGAUUUUGCACCAGUGUGCUGGUAUUGUACUGUAUAGUAUCACAUACUUGAGUUUUGAAAUAAAAGUAUGGUUUCAAAGUC